This is a messenger RNA of Cydia pomonella (codling moth), 2291 nucleotides long. RefSeq lists its product as uncharacterized. Lineage: Eukaryota; Metazoa; Arthropoda; Insecta; Lepidoptera; Tortricidae. The transcript has 5 exons. Bases 1364 to 2206 code for a protein of 280 amino acids. The record is from RefSeq and is a predicted model, not a curated record. Gene Ontology annotation, molecular function: protein binding.
UAGUAAGUAGUUUUUUUUUAAUACGUCAUAAAUGGUACGGAACCCUUCAUGGGCGAGUCCGACUCGCACUUGGCCGCUUUUUUAACUAUGGUAUCUGAAGCUACAUAAACUAAUUACAGGCAUAAAUAUAGGUGCCUUAUCCUCGUUAUAGGAGCAAUCUAGAUAGUCGUUUUAAAAUGAGAGCUUAACUACGUCUGUAUGGACAACCGAGCUUGAUACGGACUCUUAAGUUUGCAGUUACAAAUUGCAGAUAAAGUCUGUGAGAUUAUGCACCGAAGCCUGAUGAAAAAGAGCGUGCUAGCUAGUUCAACAUUGUCUGAUUUCAAUUAGAUGAUUUUAUGAUGCCUCCUUGCAUAAUAAGUUAGUAACCACAUCGCACCGUGAACCGUGAACCCUAAGCACCUUCAAUACCAGUAACUAUAGUGAGUAGAUAUAUGAUCCUAAUCACUUAACAUGUUAGUAUUUUGAUGCUGAGAUCUGAGAUUCGCAAUAAUAUACCUGGGUAGAGGCUAGAUGUUUUACAUGGGUCAGUGAGGGCAACUACUCAAUCCCGAUCCCGACGGGAAACGGUCUUCAGGAGACCUCCUAUACUAUUAUAAAAUACUAAUUACCGAUGAUUGACAUUUACAGACUUUGAAAAAAAUAAAUUAUAUCAAGAGAUCAAGAGUAUUACUUACAUUAAUACGUAGCAUAGUUAAUACGUUACCUACUUACCUACUUUUAAGAUACCGGGUUUAGCCCGCAACGUGCAUGUUUGUAAAAUUUUGACUAAGUAAAAACGAAGAACCAGGGGGCCUAGCCCAGAUGCCAAACGUUUGCGCCAUGACAACGAAACGCUUUCUGUCUCUCUAUCACUCUUACAUAUUAGUGCGAUAGAGAGACAGACAGUUCGUUGUCGUAGCGCAAACGAUUGACAUCUUGCUAGGCACCCUGUUCCAUAUUACGACUAGGUAAAGAAAAUUUCUAAUCAUCCUAUUUACUUCGAACGGUAAGGUAUUCAUACUCGCAUCAAGAUGAAUCUGGAACUAUCUCUACGCUUCUAUACAAACAAUCCUCGAGAUCGGUGCACUCACCAUGGUGUCUAUUUUGGUCUGCCAGCUUCAAAAGUAUUUUAGUAACGGAGUCUAAAACAUCGACAUCAUAUUGCUGUCCCUGUUGUUAAUAACGGGGAGCAAAAGUGAUAGAGGAAUCUUUUGGCGAUUGGCAGGCGUGUUUAAAAUAAAAACAUUAUUCAAUAGUUGUAGUGAGAAUGUCACUAAAGGUUGGAGCGUUAGACUAACUGCGCGCGGAAACCAAAACACAGUCGCCGGUAACUUCUGGAAUUGACUAUUCAAACAAGAAGAAGAUUUAUACUAUUAAAAACAUGAGUCUGAAAAUUGAAGCCGAAACAAAAGUUAGUUCUGAUCCCUGCGUAUUAGCAUUUGACGGCAACUUGUAUAUUGGAACUGAAGAUGGCUAUAUCCAUUCCUUCGACGACAAGCUUAGUCCCGUUGCAUCAUGGCCAGCACACGCAGUACAACUGUUCGCCCUAGCGGCAGGCGGCGGCGCCGUUUACUCCAGCUCGAACGAUGGCAGCAUCAGGGUAUGGUCUGCGAAAGGAGACAAGAUUACUGAAAUACCAGUGCCUGGCGCUGAUGUUAGCGUGCUACAUGUCUCUGGUAACGAGUUGUACACGGGCGAUGAAGCAGGGACAGUAAAAGUGUACGAGGAUAAUACUGAAAAAGCAAUGUACAACGUGUUAGAGGAAGUAAAAGAUCUGGCACUGAGCGCACCAUUUUUGUUUACCGUGCGAGAUCUAGAUGUGACGGUCACUGAAAUCAAGCCUGAUGAAUCCAGAACGCGAUUUGUUACGCGGCAUACUAUGGAGGGUCGUGCUCCAUUGAGACUAGCUGGUCCACAUCUUCUCUGCAUGGCAAGAGGGGGAAACAAUCUUGCUCUACACGACUCUUCUGUGUCUACCGUCUUUAAGAAAAAGCAUGAAGUUAAGGUUAGUGAUAUGAUUGUAACAAGUCUGGCAGUCUCUGGUGACUAUGCUUGGACUGGAGGCUGGGAUGGCGUCUUACGACGAUGGAAAAUUACUACCGACCAAUUGGAAGAUUCUGGAUCAUUGGAACUUGGUGCUUGCAUCAAUGGGUUGGCAGCUUCACAAAAUAGUGUAUUUGCUAUUGUGGCAGGAGGGAGGGUGGUGUGUGUAAAAGGAGCAUAGAUCAACAAACUUUUUAAAUAACAAAUAACACCUUUAUAUGUAUAAAUGUAUUUAAAUUUCCCUGUGACUGUUUGGCUGUCAAUAG